CUCACCACUCUUCGAAGCACGGAGUAAGCGAUGCGCGGUGUAAACAUAAACAAGAGGUUGGGACGCUCCCAGCGAGGAAUGCAUGUGUUAGGCCUCUGAGAGAACUGAUCUGAUUAAGCAGCAUGAUGGUGUGAUGCUGGAAAGCCUCAUAGCAAAAACAAAGCAAGCAGUGCAGGAGGAGGUGCAAGCUGAGGACAUCUUAGUGCAUAGUUGUAUCAGGUUUUAGCAGAUAAAGAAGUGCUUGAUAGGUUUGCACAAUCUGAAUCAUCUGAGUCUGACUCUACACCAAUGCUUGAGCAAGGCUGUGUCUCACAACUCAUGCUUCCAGGCUGGCUGGCAGCUGGUCGGCGCGGGUGACGCAAGCCCUGUGCCCGCUGCCGCCAUGGAAGACAGCGAGACGGAGGCGGCGGAGACUGACCCGCUGGUGAAACAGGGGCGGGGACAACCGCCUCCAGGACUCUGGAGGCGGCGGGGCAACGGCGGUGGGCCGGCGGCGGGCGAAAGGCAGGGCGUCACCACCCUGACGGCCGGCCUCGGCUCUCCCUUGUUCCGGAAACGUGUGAAAAGAGCACCGAGGAGGAGGUGGACCAGCACAAAGAUGGAUACGAGGAGGGAACAGGAUGCAAAAAAAGCUGCAGAGUCGCCGACACCACUCUGUCCCUUUUUCGGCGUCAAGAACUACCUCCAUCAUUUCUAUGAAAAGCAGGACAUCAGCAACCCAGCGUUGUACGAGGAUGCUCCUAUGGGGAUGGAGCAGGUGUUCCUGGUGAAGCAGGGGGGAGAGCGGCUGCUCCUCGUCAGUGUUUCGACUUUCUCUCGUGCUCGGCGGCCUCCUGCUCCUCCUAGGUGUCGUUGCCUUCGUCGUUGCCGCCUUCGCUGCCCGCCGAACUGUUUGUCGUUGGCGAGCACGGCGGCGUGUCGAUAGUGGACCACUUGGCCUCAUCGCACAACGCCCAGGUUGACGCGCUGCUGCUGGUGGGCCUGGUGGCGGUGACGCUUGGCUCCACCGUGGUCGCCGCCUCACUUAUAUCCCGCACUUUCUGCACCAGACAGGAAGAGCCCUUCUACCCAUUCAGGAUGGGCCAGUUUGUGCAGGAGCCUCCCAUCUCGCCCACUGACAAGAAGGUGCCAGUGACGGAGAGACUGACGCAGGUGCAACCCACAUGGAUUGUCCCCCUCCUACACCAACACGUGUCCCACCUUCUCCCCUAACCCGGAGGUGACCUUACAAUCCUCGGAGGCGACGGAGAAGGAUUCUAAACAAAAGGCUGGUUAACACACUAACAAUUUUUGGGGGAAACAUGUAUUUUCUCAGCUAGACAUCGACUACAUUAGAGAAGAAAAUAGCGUUCGGUUGAUGAAUACAAAUUUUUCAGUGUAGUGCUUGAGAAUUUUUGAGAUUGAGGUUAUGGAUCGCUUUGGUUGGGUGGUGAAAAUUUUCGCCAACUCACAGCAACACAGGGCUGUCCCAGUGAUGCUUUGUUGAGCUGUGGAUGGAGCCCGCGAUGGGAGAAUUGAAAACACGGAGACCAAAUAUAUCGAGUUAGAAGCCUUGGGAAUGACUGUCCAUCUUUAGUAGCGCCGAGGCAAAGGUGAAGAAGGACGAGUCUUGGUAAAAGGACUGGUGACCGAGCUGUGGGAUUUGCUGGGACAACAGACACUUGGUGUGUUAAGGAUAAGUCGAGUUUAGGAGACGCCUGAAAACUGAUGCAUGUACGAAUUUAUCAUUGUUUUCAACUACUACUUUAUCACUGUUUUCAGCGCUCUCUCUCUCUCUCUCUCUCUCUCUCUCUCUCUCUCUCUCUCUCUCUCUCUCUCUCUCUCUCUCUCUCUCUCUCUCUCCUUCUCUCUUCUUCUGUUGAUGUAUUGUCAACACCAGAGCUUCCGCUUUCAGCCUCCGCCACUCUCUCUCUCUCUCUCUCUCUCUCUCUCUCUCUCUCUCUCUCUCUCUCUCUCUCUCUCUCUCUCUCUCUCUCUCUCUCUCUCUCUCUCUCUCUCUCUCACACACACACACACACACACACACACACACACACACACACACACACACACACACACACACACACACACACACACACACACACACACACACACACACACACACACACACACACACACACACACACACACACACACACACACACACACACAAAUAUUUUCGUUUUUAGGAUCAGGUGAAAAACAAGGUUAGGCCUGAUGGGGGAGAAUCCUGACAGAGCCACACUCGUGCUCGCUGAACUAACCUCCACCCAGCCUUGCAACACUGUUAUCACCUCGUCCCUUCAGUGUAGAGCUUUAGUGUGUGUGUGUGUGUGUGUGUGUGUGUGUGUGUGUGUGUGUGUGUGUGUGUGUGUGUGUGUGUGUGUGUGUGUGUGAUAAUGCUCUCAGCCCAGACUCGUCCUUCGCCUCCUCGCUUCCGGCACUCUCUCGUCGAGCCCACGGCCUAGGGUUUUGUCGAGCACAUCAGUAUGAAACACGCCAGCCCCGAUCCCAACUUUUUAACCCUUAUUUUUGUCACGGAGAAGCAAGAUUUCGAAAGGAGCUGAAGGUACAGUUGUUCCAAAGCUGCAUUUAGUCCGUUGAGUCUAAUACACUUCUCCGCAAGCCGUGAAGUCCUUUCCACUGGUUUUUGGAACGAUUUUUUGAACUCCAUUUGGUAUUUUGCCCCGCGUUGCCUCGAGGCUCCUGCGAGGAUGUUUUACUCGGCUUGUGCUGUGUCAAGGGCUCGCCACGCCCAUUGAAUACACUCGCUCGUACCGCAAGCACUACAUGGCACUGUAAAUCGAAGAGUAAGCGUAUACAAUAUUCUGAAUGUGUUCGUUGUGUGUAUUGUACCGUGUGCCACUCACCGCUGUAUGAGAUGUGCGCCACAAGACGUGGAGCUCGUGUCUUUGUCAUAAUUCUGAUACUUUUGUUGUUGCUCUUAUUAUUAUUAUUGUCAUUAUUAUUAUUAUUAUUAUUAUUAUUAUUAAUAUUAUUAUUAUUAUUAUUAGUGAUUAUAUUUUUCACAUGUACUACUGAUGCCGUUCCCGGGGAGAUCAGAGGUAACUCGGGAGACGAAGCAGGACGGGUAAAGUUGUCCUGGAUUGUCACUUAUUAUUCGUGUCUCGUAUUUUCCGGCGGGUGCAAGUUUAGUCGCCGAGGAAGUUCUAUAAUGAGGAGUGUCUGCCUUGGGAGGUGAAGUGUUUCUUUGUCUGUUUAGUGACCGUUCGUCUUUCUCGCUACUCGUCAUUUGACGCCACUGUACGCAUUUUGCAUGCCCUUCUCCCCGCGCCUGAGUUGUCUAUGUCUGCUGCCUCUGAUCAGAUUGUUUGGCUCAGCUGGUGGAAGGCAGACGAGACAUAGCGAGUGUCCACCGUCUCUUUUUUUUUUUUGUGGUCUUUAAAUAAGCUCCUUUUUUUCUCCUUUCUUUCCUUUCUCUGUUUUGCUAACGUGUUGUAGCACAAAAAGGUAUAUAUAUAUUUCAACGGAGCAAAUAUUUGGCGUCAAGUACUACAAAUGUGUAUAAUGACGUUGGCCUUUAAAUUACUUGUCCUUUAUGACCGUGAUGCUGCUCGUUCCAUCGUAAUUAUGUUUUGUGUGUCGCCGUGUCGUCGUUUGCAUCACUCACGACUGCAAAUGUGUGCCAAUCAGUAUAAGCUAAAAUUCUAUUGUUGUCAGGUGUGCUAAUUGUUGGUGAAGAUAUGAUGGUAUGUGACGUUGAUAGUCUAUUUUAUCCACAGUUAUGUACUCGAGUAAGACACAGUGUUGAUACGAGCGUUGUAAAGUGUUGUCAAAGAGAGGGUAUAUCUUGUUCCUCACGUCACGCUGCCCGCCACGUGUGCCAACGCUCGUGCACACUUGUAAUGCUGUAGUCGUUGGAACUUCUGGAAUAUAUAUUUUAGUGGAGUGUUGA
This is a messenger RNA of Scylla paramamosain (green mud crab), 3895 nucleotides long. RefSeq lists its product as uncharacterized. NCBI's taxonomy places the organism in Eukaryota, Metazoa, Arthropoda, Malacostraca, Decapoda, Portunidae. The coding region runs from base 383 to 925 and encodes 180 amino acids. The transcript has 7 exons. The record is from RefSeq and is a predicted model, not a curated record.